GUCAACCGGAGGAAUGUGGCAAGAGUGACAUUCGCGGAAGCCGAGUUUGAUCGUGGCAUAGUAAACAGUGGUAAGGAGAUACGUUUCAGUUGCUCGCGCGGAAAGGAAAAUGUCGUCUGUAAAACUCGUCGAGCUCCGACAGGACCGGCGUCUUAUCGACCCCAACUUCGAUGGUUACAAACUCUCUUUGGACACAAUUCCAACUAUAAAACACGAACUAACCACGCCGCCCCUGCGAGCUAAGCCUUCUGAGGAACAAUAUUCCUUUCUCCACGUUGAACUGUUCUCAUUGCACAACCACCUCGUUCAGGAUCCAUGGGACAGGCUCUCGGUCUACUUCAUAAACGCUCAAGGAUCUAUCCAGAAGUGCACUUAUUGCUUGGAGACGGGCCGGCCGAAACCACCGACUGUCGUCUAUAAACUUCCUUCGACUGCAAACCGGCAGCCGGGGGACUACAAUAUUUCCUUUAAAUUCAUGUCGGAGCAGCUCUGCUUGCUUUGCGAUGGCUGCAAUCAGAUUUAUCUGCUUGAAACUGGCGACCGACGUAAAUCGGCCGAGUGGAAGGUGGCUUUCAAGUCGGAUAUAUCUCAAGACCAUAGAAACUUUGUCAUCCGUGAUGCCAAGGUUCACAACGAGGGCGAGAUUAGAAAGAUAAACUUUGUUCUGCACAGAAUAGGACAUCGCGAGGGAGAAGGAAAUUUCACCGAGCUCCUGUGGUACACAAUAACCGAAUCACAGACGAAAGUAAGGACGCUGGAGUACAAGGAAACAUUCUGUGGCAAAGGCUCAAUCAAUUACUGCGCCUUGGAGCCAAGGUCGACUGGAAUCAUCUUGUGUAGCAAUAAAUCAUUCAAGGCAGUCUCAGUAGCACAGGAGGCAGAAAAGGAGGAAGGUUCCGCUACAAAUGGGGAAGAAACUCCUUCCGCUGAUUCUUCAAACCAAAAUUUCGCAUGGUCCCAAACUGACGAGGAUAUCACAAUAAAAUUCGCGUGUCGUCCCGAUGUUACAAAAAAUGACUACAAAAUAACCUGCACGAAGGAUAAACUCCAAGUCAAGUGUCGGGAAAAUGUUCUACUGGACAACUCGCUUUUCAGUAAAGUCGACACCGAUCUAACGACCUGGACUUUGGAAAAUGACUUCCUUCAAUUGACUCUCGUUAAAGACGUCAGCACGCUGCAUUGGCCAUUCCUAGUCUCUGGUGGCCCGCCAGAAAGCACUGACGCGGAAAAAGAUUGCUCUCCGCCUGUUGGCCCACCAGUCUCUAACUUGGAAGCACAAAUGGAGGAGUGUGACGAGCCGACGCAAUCAACCGAGGAGGAAUUUUAUAUCGAUCGAAUCGACCACAACACUCUAAAGCCCACACAUCGGAUUCUCCUCGGCUCUCGCCCACCCCUGUUCUCAACAUGCCUUCGUCCAGGAUUUCCACCAGCGAUAGCCACUCGUCAGGAUGUCGACGCCUGUCUCUGGCUCUUACACAUUAGCCCAACCAAUCCGGAGAACUGGACCUUCCGGCACGAGGGGACGUUCAAUGCACUCGGCUACGUUGAGGCAUCCAAACAACAGAAGAAGUUUAUCGAUUGCUCGCCGGAUCUUAAUUAUGCCGUGAUCUGCGAGAGUUUUCGACACAUUUUUAUCUACAAGUCGAAAUAUGACACUGCGAAUAUGCUACGAAACCGCAAUGGACCGCAAGUUAGCAUCGGGAAGCAGCAACUAGUGACGCUGGAGGAUGCCGGUGAAGUUUUAGGGAUGGCACUUGAAGAUUCAAUUGCAUUUAUACUAACUGAAAAGUUUGUUUUAUAUUUGCAAAUAAACGUAGAUUGAAG
Molecule: messenger RNA, 1824 nt
Organism: Hermetia illucens (black soldier fly)
Lineage: Eukaryota; Metazoa; Arthropoda; Insecta; Diptera; Stratiomyidae
Product: nudC domain-containing protein 1
Exons: 3
Coding region: 110-1822 (570 amino acids)
Source: RefSeq, a predicted model, not a curated record